AACAAUUGUCUGUUUACCUCUAGCCAGCAUCCAAAGCGAUCCCUCCGGACCCUCAUAGACUCCAGCACCGCUCCGCUUAAUCCCGGCACUCUGCGGCAUUCUCCUUUCCAUUUCCUACUUUUUCCAGCCUCAGGCCAAUCUUGAGCUUUUUUUCCAUCCGUUCAGCUUUUCAGCUCUCAGCUUUCUCCUCUUUCCCAGCUUUCCAUUCAACUUUUCCUUAUAGACAAAAUGACGGUGUCUGAGCAAGAUAUCCUCGCAUCGUAUCCGCAAGUCAAUGCGCCUUCCGAAAUCACCGGAUACACUUCCAACUUGACCGAAGAACAGAAACAACAACUCGAACAGUUUCGUAAGGAAUUGACCGAAUUGGGCUUUGUUGACCGUUUGGACGAUGCGUCCUUGUUACGAUUCUUGAGAGCCCGUAAGUUUGAUGUCGCCAAAGCCAAGCUCAUGUUCGUCAACUGCGAGAAAUGGAGAAAAGACUUCGGUACCAACACCAUCUUGGAAGACUUCCACUACACGGAAAAGCCGCUUGUGGCCUCCAUGUAUCCACAGUACUACCACAAGACAGACAAGGACGGCAGACCAGUGUAUUAUGAAGAAUUGGGCAAAGUCAACUUGCCAGAAAUGUUGAAGAUCACUACCCAAGAAAGAAUGUUGAAGAACUUGGCUUGGGAAUACGAGUCCAUGACUCAUUACAGAUUGCCUGCUUGUUCCAGAAAGGCCGGAGUCUUGAUCGAAACUUCUUGUACUAUUAUGGACUUGAAAGGGAUCUCGUUGUCCACUGCCUACCAGGUUUUGGGUUACGUCAGAGAAGCCUCUGUUAUUGGACAGGACUACUACCCAGAAAGAAUGGGUAAAUUUUAUCUCAUCAAUGCCCCAUUUGGCUUUUCUACUGUUUUCAAGUUGUUCAAGCCAUUUUUGGACCCAGUCACCGUGUCCAAGAUCUUCAUCCUUGGAUCAUCAUACCUGAAGGAAUUGUUGAAGCAGAUUCCUCCAGAAAACUUGCCAAAGAAAUUUGGUGGAAACUCCACCGCAGUCGAACAAGAGUUAUACUUGAACGAUGAAGGUCCAUGGAGAGAUACACAAUACAUCGGACCAGAAGGCGAAGCUCCUAGAUCGUUUCCUCUCUAAGUGCUCCUAAUCUCAUUGCUCCCGUACAAACGUAUUUGCUCAAAGGAUAAUUCCACAGCCUUCUUUAGCACGCUCGGUUCAUAUUAUUGUUUUUGCUCCAUUGCUUCAGCUGCUAUUCAUCACAUCUUUGUACCACAGCUUACCGCUUUUUUUGUAGUUUUGGGUUAGUGCAGCUUCUGCGUUUUUAUACAUUUAAUAUAUAAGGUUAUCUUUAG
This is a messenger RNA of Scheffersomyces stipitis CBS 6054, 1346 nucleotides long. RefSeq names its product phosphatidylinositol/phosphatidylcholine transfer protein (gene SEC14). The transcript has a single exon. The record is from RefSeq and is a predicted model, not a curated record. The coding region runs from base 229 to 1131 and encodes 300 amino acids. Lineage: Eukaryota; Fungi; Ascomycota; Pichiomycetes; Serinales; Debaryomycetaceae.